This is a messenger RNA of Penicillium angulare, 993 nucleotides long. RefSeq lists its product as uncharacterized. Lineage: Eukaryota; Fungi; Ascomycota; Eurotiomycetes; Eurotiales; Aspergillaceae. The transcript has a single exon. Bases 1 to 993 code for a protein of 330 amino acids. The record is from RefSeq and is a predicted model, not a curated record.
AUGCCAUCAACGCCGCCAUUUAGCAGAGAUGUGUUCACACGCGACCAUGAAUUGCAACCAUCUGUCGCGUCGCUUUUACCGGCUUCAGCCACCAUCGACCACGUUCUCGUACGUCCUACUGAUGAUAUCCACAGGUAUUUGUUGAAGGAUCUCGCGGUAGAGAGGCUCAACAAGAUCCACGCAUACCUUUGGCUGGCCGGCUGGCCAAUGCCCCCGAAACCCCUGAACUUCCACGUCGCCGCCACUCGUGAACUGGUCUUGGAUGAGCGAAUCAACAUGCACAUGGUGUGGGGCUCAUCGAAUAGUCUUCACUUGAAGCCAAUUCCUCGAUAUAUUAUAGAUGCAGACUUCUGGCAGUCUCAUCUAAUCUGUUCUUGUUCAUCGUGUGGCAUUGAUCAAAAUAAACAAGCGAAGAUGUGUACCCGGGAGUUGUACAAGUACAGCAUGGGCUUUCUACGCUCAUACAUUGGCCUGAUUCAGUUUGAGAGUGACAUUGCGAUCGCUCAUAGCCAUCACCUUCUGCCGAAAGAGAUUACAUGGUCGAAAUGGCUCACCUUCGUCGAACAGGUUCUAAAGAAUGGAAUCUCGGAUCCUGCGAACUUCAACUCACGAUAUUUGUUUGGCGAACUGAGAUUAUCUCGGCUUAAUCAGAUCUGUGUCUUCAGGUUUGGGCAAGUCCUUCGGGGCUAUCAAUUCACAUAUCAGACAUAUGGAGAAUUGUUCCGUGCUCAUGUUACACCUCUCACUGCUGCAAUCGUGUAUAUUGCGCUCGUCUUGACUGCUAUGCAAGUCGGGCUAGCUACAAAUCGCUUGGGAACAAGCUUGUCUUUCCAAAAUUCCUCAUACGGAUUCACCGUUUUUUCCAUUCUUGCUCCGCUCAUUGGGCUUGUGUUGGUUGGGAUGUUUGGCGUGUUUCAAUUUGCUGCCGCUCUAAUAAAGUCUUGGAGAUUCCAACAAGAUCAAUUCAAACUUUUCAAGACCCCGGUUCCAUAG